Molecule: messenger RNA, 4761 nt
Organism: Xiphophorus maculatus (southern platyfish)
Lineage: Eukaryota; Metazoa; Chordata; Actinopteri; Cyprinodontiformes; Poeciliidae
Gene: gfra2b
Product: GDNF family receptor alpha-2-like
Exons: 10
Coding region: 44-1474 (476 amino acids)
Biological process (GO): nervous system development
Cellular component (GO): signaling receptor complex; external side of plasma membrane
Molecular function (GO): signaling receptor activity
Source: RefSeq, a predicted model, not a curated record
GAAGUACAGCAAACUGAGCAGAGGGAUUACAGCCGGACGCGACAUGUUCCUGAUUAACAUCAUCUCUGUGGUGUUUGUGUUGGAUGUGUGUGUGUGUGAGUCGGCGCUGGGAUCUCCCGGCUGGAGGGAACCUCCCGACUGCGUGCGAGCUUCAGAACUGUGCAACCAGAACAGCCAGUGUAGCUCCCGCUACCGGAUCAUGCGCCAGUGUCUGUCUGGCGGGGACAAGGAGCGCAGCACCAUGCUGGCCUCCAAAGAGUGCCAGGGGGCGCUAGAGGUGUUGCAAGACUCGCCGCUCUACGACUGCCGCUGCAAGAGAGGCAUGAAGAAGGAGCUGCAGUGUCUGCAGAACUACUGGAGCAUCCACAUGGGCCUGACUGAGAGUGAAGAAUUCUACGAGACGUCUCCAUACGAACCCAUUCAUUUCUCAGAGGAAUUCAGACACGCCUCCAUUAUCUCAGACUCAUCCUUGUUGAAGACGAGGCCCUGCUCUGAGGUAGGGAAACCCUGUAACCCCUGUGUGGAUGCAGCUAAAGCCUGUUACCUGAACGAAACCUGCAGGCGCCUGCGAUCAGCCUACAACAUUAUCUGCAGCAAGGUCACGCCCCCACAGGCCCCUGCAGCCAACCAGGAGCCAUGCAGCAGGAAGAGGUGUCAGAAGGCCCUGAGGCAGUUCUUUGAGCGGGUCUCUUGGGAGCUGAGCUACCCUCUGCUGUUCUGCUCCUGCCUGGACCAGGCGUGUGCUGAGCGCCGCCGCCGCACCAUCAUCCCGUCCUGCUCCCACCAGGAGAGGCAUAAACCCACCUGCCUGGAACUCCGACGCACCUGCCGCUCUGACGCCCUGUGCAGGUCUCGCCUUGCUGAUUUCCACAUGAACUGCCAGAUGACAUCUCACACCGUCACCAGCUGUCCCUAUGACAACUACAUUGGCUGCCUCAUGUCCUAUGUGGGCCUCAUUGGCUCAGACGUAACACCGAACUAUAGCGACAACAGCCCCACCAACAUCACCAUCAGCCUGUGGUGCACUUGCAGGGGCACAGGUCAUCAGGAGCAGGACUGUGACGCCUUCCAUCGGGACUUCACCCACAACACCUGCCUCAAAAAUGCCAUCCUGUCAUUUGGUUAUGGAUCUGAAGGAGCCACUCCUCCUGUAACCGAGCAACCAUCCACUUUCCUGCCACCUGAUCAGCCCAUCAUCUCCAAACCGGCUCCCUCUCUGCACGGCAAGGCCAUCAAGCCCGUAGACACUGCCUGCAUAUUCUCCACAUGUGCCAACCUGCAGGAUGGAGGUCAGAAGUGUAUACCCUCUGAAGACUAUGAGUGUGAGGAGACUUUGUUAGCCCAGGGGUCAAUAGACUCUCAGGAUUCGGUGGGACCUAAAAGCAGCAGCCAGCAAUCAGCGCCGCUACUCCAACACAUUUCUGUGACUGUGUGUGUGUCCAUUCUGCCAACACUUCUACACUUCUUGUCAUAAAUUUGAACUCACACACCUCCAGGCAUAACUACAUACACACAAUCCUAAAUGUCAAGCAACAGAUGUCCAAGCAUCCACUACGGCCUUUUUUUAGAAGAGAGUCUGGAGCCGGUCCAGAUGAGCGGUCCUUCUGCACAACAUAGUCACACACUGGCCAUGGGAGGGAGAACGGAAGCAGCUGCACUUUCGUGUCUUGUAUGUGAUUGAAAAGAGGAAUCAGAAACACAAAUGAGAGACUCUUGGGUCUCUGGUUCACAGUGACUUCAUUUCAAUGCUCUGAGUCUUCACAGUGUGUGUGCUCUCUGUGCAACCCGACUAACUCACUCCCCCAGGCCCGUCUGGAUCUAAGACAGCUGGGCCGACAAACACUGGAAGCGAGCAUAUGACUGCGUGCACACACACACACACAAUUUGAGCAGAAGUGUUAGAGUUGGCAGCUUCAGAGAGAGGAGAAAGAAACGACAGGGAAGGACAGCUGGGACAGAUCCUUCCAUGAGGUUUGUCAACUCAAUUUAUCCUCCCUCAGACCUCCCUAGUGGCAACAAAUCUAUACAACAUACAAACAUCACACAAUCCCACCUACAUUCAUCCUGUCACUUUCCCCUUAGACCUACUUAGCGGGUAAACAGGGUCCCCACAUGGACACAAACACUCAUGCUGUACACCAGUGUGCUAUUUGUGGGUCUUUAUCUUCAUUUUGUGGUCUACAUCCUGUACAAACUUCAUUUACUGUGGAAAAUGAAAAGUAAAAAGUCCAGUGAAUGAGUGUAUGCUUCAGCUCAGUGUUCAGCCUUGUGGGGGUGUGCGUGUGUGUGUGUGUUUGGGGGGGGGGGUAUGUUUGUACGUCUGUGAAUGUCCGUGAUGAUUGUUGACACAUCUGUGCAUGGAGCAAAUAAAUGAAGGAACAGGUGGAACUUUAAUCAGAUGACAAACAAACUGAAACAUGAUGCGUAGCCACAGCUUAAAACUUCUGUCUAAAUUCAACUUUAAUUUAGAGCAGUUGGUUGAUUCUUUUCUAGAAAUACUUAACUACAUCAAUGAAAUAAUUCUGUUUCAUAGUGUUCUAAAGUCAAAUGUUUUUUGAAAAGUUUACUUUAAGUUGAUGGAUUUAAGUUGAUAGUGUUACACACAUUUAUUUUUAAAAGCAGACAGUUUGUAUGUUUUAAACUAGGUUCUGUGGCGCAGUCAUUUCACCUGCACCAGUUCUCAAACAGACAUCAUCUUUAGGCACUUUGCAAACAAAAAGAGUCUAAUCAAACCAUUCAAGUAAUGAGAUUCCAAGUCAAGCGCAUCAAUUCCAAUUGAUCCUCAUUACCAAACAAUGCAGUUUGAUAGAAAACUUUCAACCAGUUUGAAUAACAAAGGAAACCCAGCAGUCUUGCAGAAAUCCCUCCUCCUGCGUAUGCUUUUAUCGACAGUAGACAGUAGCUUGCAUUGUGUUGUUGACUUUGCAGCAAUCCCUCAUACUGAGCUUGUAUGUAGUGGCAGUGAAGAGAAAGGCCUCUCUGCUGUUAUCAAAAACCCAAUAAUGUUCACAUUUUCAACAUCCUCGACCAACAGUAUGGACAGACACACGAUCUUCCACUUCUCCCAGGACUCCAUCAUGUAUCCAGUUGCAGUGUCCCACUGGGGGCAAGAGGGCUCUCUUUUGCCCAGGCGUCUUGUCAAGAAAAUUUGAUUAAUUGUGUUGAGAAAUCAGCUGAGCAGUUCUAUGAUUUGCAGGACACAGGACAGAGAGAAAAAGUAGGACAGACUGGGGAGGAAGCAGGAGAAGAAAAAGCGUCUACCUUUACUGAGAGCAGGAUGAAACCGACUGGAGGUUUGAGAAGACCGGGCACAAAGAACACAGACACACUGAUCCUGGAGUACUUUGUAUGUUAAAGAAAGUAAAUAGUUAAUGGCAGUAAAGAAUCCAUGAGUGGCAUCAUCUAGGAGAGAAACACAGCUAAGCGUUUCUCUUAGCUGUGUUUUGUUUCUGAGUCAGUAGGAUGAGAGAGAGCACAUAGAGUUAGUCCACAUAAAGUCUCAGCCAACAGCAAAGUCUGGGAGAGACACUAAAAGACUGGACCCAGUGCAUCACUUAUACAAACCCAAUUCAAAUCAUUUCAACCUAGAUUCAGUUGAAUUCACUACAAAGACAAGAUGUUUAAUGUGCAAACAGAAAAACUUGAUUGUGGUUUUGCACAGUAAACGCUGCCGGCUCCUCUGGCCCAAACUCAUCUGACAUGGACUGAUGCAAAGCGGACAAGUGCAAUGCAAAGCAAAUAACUUACAUUUCCUUUAAUAAAUGAUGUGGAGUUUUUUUAUCCUAUGAUGAGCAAAACACUAGAUUGAAAAGGAGUACAUGGUAUUUUUUUUUUGUUUCAAAACCCUGCUUAGUUCGUUUAAAAGUUGCGUUGAUACACAUCCAUACCUUUGAAAAACUCCACAACUAAAAACAAUAUCUGACACCAGUUCCUGUUUGUUUGUUUCAUAUGCCAUUAAGUCCUAAGAAGCUGACACACAAAGUAAUAACAUGCUGCUGAUGAAAGAAAACCUUCCUGACUGUGUCAGAGCUUCCUGUCAGAUUGCCUCCGCUGUUCCCAGUGUUGAGUGAAUAAACACAGAUGGGUUGACACUUCACAGCAACCAACAAGGUGAGAUGCUUCAGAUUUCUGUAAUCAGCUGUGUUCAGUCAACACGUGUUUGGUUAUUUUGAACAUUUCUUGUCUCUGUCUUACUUCCAUAAAACUGUUCAAUGUGUAUGUGAGUGUGUACUUUACCUCUGGCCUCUGUAUGGAGUAUUUUUAAUGUUUUGUAGAAGCUACAGACUGGUCAUCAGGUCAGUGUCAUGGUGGCCGUUCCCUCCUUAAGAGAGGGAUCAGUUUCUGUUGUUAUGGUGUUGCCUUACUUUAUUGUUUUUUAUUACCUAAAAGUAAAGAUGGUUCUGAGUGAAGUGACACUUUUCCAGGGCAGAAGUCUUAGCUAGCCACACUGCUGUUGAAUUAGGAAGACAUUUGAAUGAUCUCCAAAGAGGGAAUUUUGACAAAUUAAUAAACCUACAUUUUGUAUCGUGACCAAAGCUUGAUAUUGCUUUUAUCUAGGGGUGCACCGAUCUAUCGACCAGCCCAUUUAUUGGUGCUGAUUUCCUUAAUUUUGGGAGAUCAACUGAUCUUAUCUACCUCAGCAAAGGUUUAAAAAUCAGCCACUGUCCUCUUCUGCUCUCCAGUGAGAGCUUUGACUGACAAACCGCCCACCAGGUCAUGUCUACAUGUCUGCUGUUAACAAUAGUCACCCCAAUGUUGGCA